AGUUGCAUGGCCGAUUGGCCGGGUGUUGUAUUUUUUAGUGCUAAACCACUCCCGGUAUUAAUUUAGGUGUAAAACAAGCACAGCAAAAAUGGCGGUAAACGUAUACUCGACAAAUGUGACGUCAGAGAACCUGUCCAGACAUGACAUGUUAGCGUGGGUGAACGAAUGUUUGCAGAGCAACUUCGGCAAGAUCGAGGAGCUCUGCACGGGCGCCGCCUACUGUCAGUUUAUGGACAUGCUCUUUCCGGGUUCAGUACAAUUGAAGAGAGUGAAGUUCCGGACCAAUCUGGAGCACGAGUACAUCCAGAACUUCAAGAUUUUACAGGCCAGUUUCAAAAAGAUGGCUGUCGAUAAGAUAAUACCCGUAGAUAAACUGAUCAAGGGCCGCUUCCAAGACAACUUCGAGUUCUUGCAGUGGUUCAAGAAGUUCUUCGACGCCAACUACGACGGUCGCGACUACGACUCGCUCGAGGCGCGCGGCGGCAUGCUGAUCGGGUCGGCGGCGCCCACGGCGGCCGCCCACGAUCACGGCGUUGGCGCGACGGGCGGCGGUCAUCACGUGGUGCAACAUCACGCCCCGCACGCGCCCACGCCAAUGCCCAAGCAGAACAUCCAGGCCAGACAGCAGGGUACGCCUCUGUCUAGUUUUAGGGUCACUGUUUAUUUUAUAUGUAUCGAGAGAAUCGUGUCGAUAGACAGGCUGGUGAAGGGCCGCUUCCAGGACAAUUUCGAGUUUUUGCAGUGGUUCAAGAAGUUCUUCGACGCCAACUAUUCGGGCGCCGAGUACGACGCGCUCGGCUGCAGAGGCGGCGAGCCGAUGGGGAACGGGGGGGCCAACGCGCCCAAAGGAAACUCCCUGAUGAACAGAAGACCGGUGCACGCGAAUAACUCGCACGUGCCCACCUCGCCGGCAAAGUCCAAGCCCAUCGGGCGUGCUGUGCCAAAGGUAAAUCCUGUAAGACCUCAGGCAACAAGGCCAGUGGCAAGUAAAAUAUCAGGAGAUACGGGAAAACUCGAGGAUUUAAAUCAACAAGUUUCAGAGCUCAAGAUAUCAAUUGAUGGUUUGGAGAAGGAAAGAGAUUUUUACUUUGGCAAGCUUAGAGACAUUGAAGUUUUGUGUCAAGAGGCGGAAGGUACAGGCCCAUACAUCCAAAAAAUCCUAGAUAUAUUAUAUGCGACAGAAGAGGGAUUCGCGCCCCCCGAGGAGACAGAGGGCGGCGGCGGCGAUGAAGACGAAUACUAAUCAAUAGAAUAUAGAAAGCUACACGACGCCUUUUUAAAAAAAGAGAAUAUCGCCUUAAGUUAAAAUCUAUAGCUCAGUGGUAUUUGGGUACAUGAUUAAACUUGUUAUUCCCCUAAAUACUUCUCGAUCUUCAUUUCGUUUCGCAUACAGGGCGAAAUUAUUUAUUAUUGGUCAAUAAAUUUAUUUAUGUUAAUCAAAAUCUUUUUGACUAUUGAUCACUUAAUUUUUUCUUUGGUCUUGUAUGUAGUGUGUUGCUUGGGUAGACCCCAGCUGUUCAGCAAGAACAACUUUAUUUUUUAAAUCUUAUUGGGCAGUUGAGCUUUAUUGAAGCAAUUCCGAGGUAAAAAUUGAUAUCCCAGGUUUUUAAAUCAUUCGGUUAAGUUUAUUAAAGUAAUUUUAUAUAUGGUUGCUUAUAUGUGUGUACUGUAAAUUGUUUAAUGUUUUGCGAUCAUUUGUUUUUUUAAUGUGAACUGUUUAAUUGUGUAAAUUUACGUCCCACCAGCCACAGUCAAAUUUUUGUUUUUUAAUAAUUAUUAUCAUGUCUUUCUUAAUAAAAUUUAAAUUAAAUAUUCA
Messenger RNA from Brassicogethes aeneus, 1816 nucleotides. The record is from the annotation of a GenBank genome assembly. NCBI's taxonomy places the organism in Eukaryota, Metazoa, Arthropoda, Insecta, Coleoptera, Nitidulidae.